This is a messenger RNA of Dromaius novaehollandiae (emu), 1983 nucleotides long. Its product is annotated as protocadherin-23-like. Gene Ontology annotation, molecular function: calcium ion binding. The record is from RefSeq and is a predicted model, not a curated record. Gene Ontology annotation, cellular component: plasma membrane. NCBI's taxonomy places the organism in Eukaryota, Metazoa, Chordata, Aves, Casuariiformes, Dromaiidae. The transcript has a single exon. Bases 1 to 1983 code for a protein of 660 amino acids. Gene Ontology annotation, biological process: homophilic cell-cell adhesion.
AUGGCGCGGCGGCUCCCGGGCGGCAGCAGGUGCCGCGGCGGCCCCGCGGCGGCCGCCCCGUCGGGGAGGGCGCUGGUGCCACUGGCGCUGCUGGUGCCGCUGUGGCUGGGCGCGGCGCCGGCCGGCGCGGCGCCGGUGUACAACCUCAGCCUGGCGGUGGACGAGGGGCUGCCGGCGGGGACGCCGGUGGGGGACAUCCGCGCGGGGCUGCCGCCGGGCGCGGCGCAGCCGGGCGGCUUCCUGCUGUCGGAGGGGAGCGGCGAGUCGGCGGUGCUGGCGGACUUCCACGUGCAGACCGACACAGGCAUCAUCCGCACGGCGCGGCGGCUGGACCGGGAGCGCCGGGCGCGCUACAGCUUCGUGGCGGCCACGCUGCGCGGCGAGAUGGUGCAAGUGGACAUCGCGGUCACCGACGUGAACGACCACCCGCCGCGCUUCCCGCGGGACUGGCUGCAGCUCAACAUCUCCGAGCUCACCCCGCCCGGCGCCGCCUUCCGCCUCCCGGGCGCCCGCGACCCCGACGCCGGCCGCUUCGGCACCCAGGGCUACACGCUGCUGGCGGAGGGCGGCGCCGCGGAGGAGCCGCCGCUCUUCCAGCUGCGCUACGGCCGGCCGGUGCCGGGCGCCGCGCCGGAGCCGCUGGAGCUGGUGCUGCUGCGGCGCCUCGACCGGGAGCGGGCGGACGCGCACCGGCUGGUGGUGGAGGCGUGGGACGGCGGCAGCCCGCGGCGCCGCGCCCGCCUGCGCGUGGCGGUGCGGGUGCUGGACGAGAACGACAACGCGCCCGCCUUCGGCCAGGCCGAGUACCGGGCGCGGCUGCGGGAGGACGCGCCGGCGGGCACCGCCGUGUGCCGCCUGCGGGCCACCGACCCCGACCUGGGCGCCAACGGCGAGGUGCGCUACGCCAUCAACCGCCGCCAGAGCGACCCCGACGGCUACUUCGCGGUGGAGGAGCGCAGCGGCGUGCUGCGGCUCCGCCGCCCGCUGGACCGCGAGGCGCGGGCCCUCCACCGCCUCGUCGUGGAGGCGCGGGACGGCGGCGCCCAGCCCGAGGUCUCCAGCGCCCUCGUCUCCGUGGCCGUGCUGGACGUGAACGACAACCGCCCCGCCAUCCGCCUGCUCUUCCUCACCGAGAGCGGCGGCCCGCGGGUCUCCGAGGGCGCGCGGCCCGGAGACUACGUGGCCCGCGUCUCCGUCUCGGACGCCGACGAGGGCGGCGAGGCGGGCGGCGGCAUCGCGCUGGCGCUGCGCGGCGGCGAGGGCGCCUUCGCGCUGCGGCCGGCCGGCGCCGGCGUCUUCUUCCUCUGCGUGGCGGGGCCGCUGGACCGCGAGAGCCGCGACCGCUACGAGCUGCGCCUGCUGGCCACGGACGGCGGCGCGCCGCCGCUCUCCGCCGAGGAGCCGCUGCUGCUCCGCGUCGCCGACCUCAACGACGAGGCGCCCGCCUUCCCGCAGCCGCACUACCGCGCCGCCGUCUCCGAGGCCGCCUCGCCCGGCACCGCCGUGCUCCGCCUCAGCGCCUUCGACGCCGACGAGCCGGGCUCCGCCAACGCCGAGGUGCGCUACGCGCUGGAGGGCGACCCCGCCGCCCUGGCGCAGCUGCGCAUCGACGCGCGCAGCGGCGCCGUCAGCACCCGCGGCCGCCUCGACCGCGAGCGGCAGGCGGCGCUGGAGCUGCGCGUGGUGGCGCGCGACGGCGGCCGCCCGCCGCGCGCCGCCUCCUGCCGCCUCAGCGUCCGCGUGGAGGACGCCAACGACAACGAGCCCGUCUUCGAGCGGCAGGUCUACGCCGGGCGCCUGCCCGAGCACGCGGCGCCCGGCCGCUGCCUCCUGCAGGUGAGCGCCGCCGCGGGAGCCCGGGCGAGGCGCCUGGGCGCGCCCCGCCGCUCGGCGCCUCCCGCGUCCGCGGGGCUUCGGGAGGGCGCCGAGCUCGGCGGAGCGCCGGCGGGAGCGGGAGGGAGCAGGCGAGGAGGCUCCUGGUGA